Messenger RNA from Electrophorus electricus (electric eel), 756 nucleotides. RefSeq names its product prolactin 2 (gene prl2). Gene Ontology annotation, biological process: positive regulation of receptor signaling pathway via JAK-STAT; response to nutrient levels. The record is from RefSeq and is a predicted model, not a curated record. Gene Ontology annotation, molecular function: hormone activity. NCBI's taxonomy places the organism in Eukaryota, Metazoa, Chordata, Actinopteri, Gymnotiformes, Gymnotidae. Gene Ontology annotation, cellular component: extracellular region.
AUGUCAAGACUCAACACUAUCAUCCCUCUCGUCGUUCACCCUCCUGUCCUUGUCCCCUUUUGCCCCAUUGCCAUCAUCUUUGUGGCACUGCUGUGCCUGGACACACACGUCCUUGUGGACUCAGUACCUGUGUGCACCCAUGGUCCGGCCAGCUGCCAUAUACUUGCACUGGCCCGUCUCUUUGACCAGGUCAACCAGCACUUGGUCAGGGUGCAUGACCUCUCCAGCGAUCUGCUCUCAGAGUUUGAGCUGUACUUCCUGCCCAGCAGAUACCAUAUUACCAGAGGCUAUCCCAAGUGCCACACAUCCAGCAUACUAACUCCAAAUGGCAAAGACAACGUACAGAGAAUGGCUCUACGUUUAGUGGUUCUGAAGCUACUGGUAGCCUGGAGGGAUCCCCUACAUGAGCUGCACCGGCGCUUCGCUGGCCAGAAGGGCUUCGACAUCUUCAGCCGCAAUAAAGUCCUGGAGAUGAGUGAAACGGUGCACAAGCUCAGGAAAGGAGUGGAGAGAGUAAUGGAAAAGGUGCUGGUAUUGGGGAUGGUCAAUAACUCAGCGAACAGCCACUUGCCACCUGGUGCCUCGCUGCCCACUGCCAGGAGCCAAGAGGCCCUGAGCGACUAUGUGCUUCUCUGCUGCUUCCGCUGCGACUCUGAUAAGGUGCAAAACUACUUGAAGAUCCUCAAAUGCACAACUAUGCCAGAAUAUGGCUGCUCGCUCGCCCCAUUGGACUCAGCAUGUGCACUCGGCACUUAA